CACCCUAUCCCCCGGCAGUGUGGACCUCACCGAGCUGUGUGUUUGGGGUGGGCCUGUGCCCUUCAUGGGUGGCCUGGCCCCACUGUAGGCAAGAAUUUUGCACUUGGCGCUGGGGUGACCGACCCUAAGACCCUUGGGGCAAGUGUGCUUGGCGGUUUGCAGUUGGAAAACCCCUUCCCAGGCCUGGUGGGCCUCCUGACCCCCGACGGUGGCGUGUGGUGGUGAAUGCCUGGUGGUGGGCUCUGGGCUGGGUGCAGGCCUGCAGCCCCUGUGGGUCCUGUUUGAGAGGAGGGGCCAGUCUGGGAAUGAGGGGUUACAGUCCCAGAAUUCUGAGUCUCUCCCCUUUGUGUGCUCCUUCCCCUUUCUGUCACUCCUGCCCAGGACCCUGGAGGCUCUUCUGUUGGAGGCAGUUUGGACUUCGGUUAAGUUCCUGAGGUAUCUUGCUGGACAGGUCAGGGCCUGCUAGCUCUUUGGGCUGCAGAGAGGGUCUGAAGGCCAGGCUCGAAAAGUCUAGGAUGGCUGGCAAUACCCGAGGUACCAAGGCAGGGUUAGGCCUGGCUGAGACCUUUCCCUGUUGGGAAAAUUUGUCUGUCCUGGGAGGACCCUAUACUCUGCUAAUGAGCCUGCCUAGUCCCUACCUCAGCACCUCCAGGAGGUGAGACCCCUCAAGUCUCACUCCUGGCCUAUAUCCUGGCUCUGCUGGGCAGUGUGAGCUCUCUGAGGACAGAGUCAGGGACGGAGCGCUGGGUUUCAGGGCUGCAGAAUUUGACAUGCCUCGGCCAGAGGGGACCAAGCCAGGCAUUUUUCAGGUGGAGAAACUGAGGUCCAGAGAGGGGAAGUGACUUGCCCAAAGUCAUACUGCCAGUUAGAAGGAGAGCUGAGACAGGGACCCAGGUGUUCAGGCUCCCACUUCUGAACACUCUCCACUGCUCUCCAUGAGGUGUCCUGGCCACUGGAAGAUUCAUUUUGAACAGAACUGGACUGGAAUGUGACAGCACACCCCCGACCCUGCCCUCUUACUGUAAUCCCUUCAGAGUGAAUCGCACUUUACAGUUUGUAUAGUGUGGCGCAUGGUUGCUAUCACAUCAGUUUCUCCCAGAAACCCUGUGGAGGUGAAAUUAUCAAGGUGAGAUCAUUAUCCCCUUUUUAAAAUUUAGGCAGCUGAGGCUUGGAGAGGUUGAGCAGUAGCAGGGUCCCAUCUAGGACCAGAUUCCUGGUCUCCUGUCUCCUUUCCUCCUGAGUGCUUCAGGCUCUGGAACACUCAGCGGGAUGUGAACCGUUCUACCCACCACUAGGUUCCAUUGAGCCCAGGAGAGCCUUGAUUGCUGCUGCUGCUGCUGCUGCUGCUGGUGAUGGGCCAUAGGCACUAUAAUGGCCAGUGCUUGGCAGAGACCUGAGUUUGUCCUAAGGGCUGAGGAUUGGGCUAUCCUGGGGUCUUGAGGAAUGAAGACAAAAUGGCCCUAGGUGGAAAAGAGGAAGCUAGAGUGUGGGUGAGGCAUGGACUGAGUAUGAAGCUAGCAUGGCCCCAGCCCUUCCCUGGGCAGACAUUUUAUGGCUCUGCUUCUCAGUAAAGUAAGGAGUCAUUUAUUCCUUCAUUUGUUUACUAACCUGCCAUUGGCUAGUUUAUUCAUUAAUUUAUUUGCUAGAUCACCCCUCUAUUCCUUCAUUGCGCAUUCAUUAGUUUAUCAGUUAUUUCAGUAGUCUGUCCAUCCAUCCAUCCAUCCAUCCAUCCGUUCGUUCAUCCAUCCAUCUGUCUGUCCAUCCAAUCCCUGACUCAUCCAGCCUAGAUUAGACACUGACAUGUAAGAUACAAGCCCAGGCCUUUGGGCUUUAAAGCCAACAGGGAAGAUGAAGACUGCAGAUGCAGAAAACACUAGCCAGGGCAGUAUUCACUGGGUGCUACCUGGGCCCCCAGGGAAGGUCUCUUGGUGAAGAAGAGGAGGCUUGAAAACAUCAGAGAAGUUACACAGACCAUCCUGAUGAUAGAUUUGGGUCCUGGGAUCAAGUCCCAUUUGUGCCACAUUUGUGUGACCUUGGGCACAUUCUUCCCCUCUCUGAGCCUUGGUUUCCUUUUCUCUAAAAUGGGGUACUCUCUGUGAAUCUCUUACGGGUUUUGAGAGUAACAAUGAGACAGUGUCUGGAAUGUCUCCCAGCCCUGGCCAGGAAUGUGGUAGGAGUUCAGUAUAUACCAACUGAAUUUUAAGUUCUAGAUCCUACCUUGAUUUUGAAAACCAUCAUGGUGUUUACAGAAUGAGCCAAGUGAUCUGGGGACCCUGAAAGCCCUGCUCUGCCUUGUUGUUCCCCUUGAAACUCUUCCGAUGUUUCUCUAGGCAUUUAGAAGGAAAAAAAAAAAAUAUCCGAAGUCCCGUCUGAGCCAGGUCUGCAAGGCCCUACGUGGUCUGGCCCCUGCCCACCUCUCACCCUCAACUCUCCCCCUACCCAUCUCGCUGUCCCCAGCUGUCCAUGUCACCAUCCCCAGCCCCAGCGGCUUCUUUCUGCUCCUUGAGUUUACAAAGCUUGUUGGCCGGGCUUUGCAUGUUCUGCUCCUCUGCCUGGAACGCUUUUCCCUAAAUCUUUGUGUGGCUGGCACCUUCUUAUCUCACAAGUCUCAACUCAGACGUCACCUCCUCAAAGGGGCUUCCCUGACCACAUGCUUUAAAGCAGCUUCUUGCUGUCACUCUCUGUCACAUCAGCCUCUUAUUUUCUUUUGUGAGUCUUAUCAGUAUCGGAAAUUAUCUCAUUUAUUUGUUUGUUUGUACUUCUUGCCUGUCUACUGCAACAUGCUUAAGCCCCAUGCAGACAAGUGAGCAGGUGGUUCCAGCAUGGUGGGGCUGGGACUUCUGUAGAGGUGAGGAAAUGCAUGAGGCCCAGGUGUGGCGGCAGCCUGGCAGCCAAGCAGGGCCUAGGAGAUGAAGUUACACCAAGAUCUGUCCUCCCCUUCCCCUGGGAGGCUCAGGGCUGUUGUUAGGAAAUAACGAGAUGAUUCAAUCACAGAACCUAAGACUCCCAGACUCUUCCAAUCUCAGAGCCUUAACAUCUUGCGAAGCUCUCCACCUUAGAACAUUUGACACUCAGGGUCUUAGCGUGGUCCAGUCUUGGAUUUAGAAUCUAACAAAAUGGACUCUCACUGCCUUAUUUAUUUAAGUGCCCACUUUCUGCCAGGUCAUGUUCUAAAAGGCUUUAUAAAUAUUAAGGCAUUUAAUCCUCAUUGUUAAAAACAAAAACAACAAACCCAUUGCCACUGAAUCGAUUCUGACAUAUGGCGACCCCAUGUGUUACAGAGAAGAAUUGUUCCGUUGGGUUUUCUUGGCUGUAAUCUUUAUGGAAGCAGAUCACCAGGCCUUUAUCCUGAGGCACUACUGGGUGGGCUCGCACUGCCAACAUCUAGCUUAGCAGUCAAGUGCAAACCGUUUGUGCCACUCGGAGACUUUCUUUAUUGUUACCACUCCCAUUUUACAGAUGAGGGAACUGAGGCACUGAGGGGUUAGGUAACUUGACUGAGUUUGUGGAGUUCCCAACGUGAUGUUGUUGGGAUGUGAGCCCAGAACUUGGCUUAACAGCUCCUACCAACUCCUGCUUAGAAUUCCUCAGCUGUUGAGGGGAAGCCCAACCUCACCCAACCCCUGUGCAGAGCAGGCAUCCACUUCCCACGUCCUUGACAAAAUGGUCCCUAAUCUCUGGUAGAAAUCCCCCUCCAGUGAUGGGGAGCCCUUUCCUCACUAAGGCCCCAUCCUCCCAUUGCCAGACUGUUCUCAUUGCUGGAAAGAUUUUCCUCUUUUCAAAGCAUGCAGUGCUGCACCUCUCCUGUGAAUAAUGCCUGUGCAGCGAUGGUAGUGUUAUGAUUUCCCAGCCUUUGACCUUGUAGCUUCACAGCUUCAGCUGCCUCGUUCUCCCUUUCCCCCCACCCCUGACUCAUGGGCUCCUGAGGGCAGGCAGCCUCAGUGCUCAGUGUUGCAUGUGUGAAUGAAUGAAUGAGCACGUGCACAAAGAAUGUGUGACUUCUCAGUAUUUCCUGAGUUCCUCCUAUCUCUGUAACACCGUACUGGGCCCUUGUCCAGGGUAUUGGACAGGCUUAGUGUACUUGGGAAAAGAAGACAUAGUUACUUCUCCGCGUAGCCCCAAUGAAGUCUGUGCAUGAGGAGCUUUAUAUACACAAUUCCUGGAGAAGUAUCGGAGAUCUAAAGUCACGCGCUGUUAGGAGAGAGGUAGAUGUCACAGGUCAUGUAGUCACACCCUGUUUUACUGACUGGGGGAACUAAAUCAGGAAAGGAGAGAGGCGGGCCUUGUCCAAGGCCACACGCAUCUUCUGAUGCUUUCCCUGGUGGGCUUUCUGCUCCCCAGGUGCUUACAGGUCGCCGCAGUAUCAGUUCUAGGGUUCGAGGGCAGGAAAAAGCCCUUGUUGAGGAAGCUAGUCCCCUCUAUAGCCUCAUCUGUAAAAUUUUCUCAUCUCUACAAUGGGGGUAACAUUCCUGGGCACAUGGGCUGCUAUGAGGAGAGAUGAGGGCCCAGCAUUGUGCUGGCCCUUGGAUGGGAUUGGGGAAGUGGGCUGUGAUCGAAGUAGGCUGGGGGCUAUCGUAGUAAGACAGCUCCUGGGAACCUGGGGCUGGAACUGGGUUUUGGAGGCUGGGUAGGAUUUAGGGAGGUAGCUGCCAGAGUAGUGUCUUUGGUAGGUAAGGUGUGUAUGUGGGAAGGUCUGAGGGAUUUGGUUCUGGGGCCCAACGGGUCCUGUGUAGUCUCCGUCUUUACCAUGUGGCCAUAAGGAUGUCCUUGGGGUAGGGUCCUCACCAUCUGGGUCCUUUUCUGGGCUUUGGGCAAAGGCUUCAGGCUCCUUGCUCUGGGUUCAAUGGGGGUCACCCCCAGACACACAUGCUCACACAUAUCCACACUAUCAUUUAUUCUAUGGCUACCCCUGAUGCUACCCCACUACCCCAUCUUGGCCAAUUUGGGGUGCCCCCCUGCUAUUUCAGAAAACACCACAGAUGCCCUGAAUCAGGUCCUCUGGGCCAGAAGUUCAGGAGACACAUUGGCCAGUGUGUGUAUCCCACACACAAUACAUGCACAUCACACAGGAACCCACACAUACAUUCAUGACACCCACAGGUUUACAGGUGCAUAUAUUCCUGUACACCCUCCCAGGAAACUACACAAACAGCAUGGACCUGCUCAUCCUCGUGUGCUCGCACACGUGUGUACACAUCUGUGCACACACUCCUGUUCAUCAUUUGCACACGACUGUGCUCACCCAGUGCACUCGUGCUCACAUGUAUUUUUACACCAAGCUGCAUCCUGCCUGCACACAUUCAUUGACACCCAGGAGACUGCAGCCUCACAUUCUGGGCUUUGUACAUGGGCCCUCAUGCACACCCUUGCGUGCACGCACACGUGUACCUGCACCCUGCCUGGAUCUGCUUGGCGCAAUGGAGCAGGUAGCUCAUUUUCGUCUCCCACCUUCACUCGGCAAUAUUUCUUUAGCAUUUGCUAUAUGCCGGAACCUGUGCUAAUUGCGGAGGAGCCCUGGUGGCGCAGUGGUUAAGAGCUUAGCUGCUAACCAAAAGGUUGGCCGUUCGAAUCCAGGAGCCACUCCUUGGGAACGUUAUGGGGCAGUUCUACUCUGCCCUAUAGGGUUGCUAUGAGUUGGAAUCAACUUGACAGCAACGGAGUUUUUUUGGUGCUAGUUGCUGGGGAUGGGAGUGAGGAAAACUGACAUGGUCCCUUCCCUGGUCGGAGACAGACAUCAUACAAAAGAUCACACCAAUGAGUAUAUGAUGAUGGAUUUUGGUAAAUGAUAGGAAGGAAUUUUUUUCUAUGAUGGAAGCUUCCCUGUUGCUACAUACUUUUAGGUUUACUAUGUGAGCAAUGAUAAUGGUGUGUGUAGGGGGGAGUGCUUAUGGGAGGACGUGAUACCUGAACAGUGACCUGAAGCUAGCCAGGGGAAGGGCAUUCCAGGCAGAGGGAACAGCCUAGGCAAAGGCCCUGAGGUGGGAAAGCACUUGGCAUAAUCAAGGAACAUGGAGGAAGGGGCAGCAGUGAAACCAAGGUGAGGGAGGAUAGACUGGGUGGGGGUGUAAGAGAUGAGGAGGUAGGUGGGGCCUAGUCUGGCGAGGGGCGGGGGGCCUUUGGUAGGUCUUCCUUAACCUGUUUGCUCCCACCCACACCUCCACCCCAAGCCCUCCUCACCACUCCCUCUGACCAGUCCAACCCUCCACUGGCUGCAGUGGCUUGCUCAGGGCCCAUUCUGUCCCUGGCCUCCACCCUAAGCCUGAGACCUGUCUGACCUGCCCCACAGGCAACCUUUCCCAGGGGUCCUCAGGAUACAGCAUGGGAGUGGCUUUAUGACCACCCACCAGGGACUCCAAGCACAGGACCCCUGGGACCAGGCUAGGAAGGCUCUGGUGGCCAGGCCAGAAGCCGGGGUUCAGAAGUCUGCUUCCCUGUUUUGACUUAAUCCCAGACCUAGGUCUCUGUCAAUCAGCAGGGCAGUCCCUGUGAGUCCUGCAAGCUGCUCAGAGCUGCUGCACCCCCGCCACGUGGUUAGCAUACUGGUUGCGGGUCUUUGGAAUAUUGGGAAGGGAGCCCUGGUGGCCCAGUGGUUAAGGGCUCCGUGGCUAACCGAAAGUCAGCAGUUUGAACCCACCAGCUGCUGUGCGGGAGAAAGAUGUGGCAGUCUGCCUCCUUAAAGAUCACAGCCUUGGAAACCGUAUGGGGCAGUUCUACUCUGUCCUAUAGGGUCUCUAUGAGUUAGAAUGGACUCGAUGGCAAUGGAUUUGGUUUUUUUGGUUUCCCUUAUGCCUUAGAGAAACCCUGGUGGUGUGGUGGUUAAGAGAUACAUCUGCUAACCAUAAAGGUCAGCAGUUCGAAUCCACCAGGUGCUCCUUGGAAACCCUAUGGGGCAGUUCUACUCUGCCCUUUAGGGUCGCGAUUUUUUUUUUUUUUUUUAUGAGUCAGAAUUGACUUGACGGCAACAGGUUUGGUUUUAGUUUUAUGCCUUAGAGAACCUAACAACAACAGACGUAGAGUCCUUAUUGUGUGCCAGCCACUAUUCUAAAAGCUUUAUAUAUAUUAACUCAUUUAAUUUUUUUAACAACCCUGUGGAGAUACCAUUAUCACUUCCAGUUUACAGAUUAAAAAAACCAAGCCUCAGGAAUUUAGGUAACAAUCCCAAGGGCACAACUGAGCUUCAAACUUGGGCUAGUUGAAUCUGUGCUCUUAACCUCUGAGUUGCCACAUUGCCCCUUUGAGGGUCUGGGAACCACAGGUCAUGAUUUAGUCAAAGCCCUACCUUUUGUAGAGGAAGAAGUGGAGGUCCAGAGAGGGGGUAGCCUUACCAAGGCCAUACAGCAAGCCUAUGGCAGAGGGUCCUAGCCUCCUCUGCCCCUUGCCAGCUGCAUGACUUUGGGCAGAUUAUGUACCUCUCCGAACCUCAUUUCUGACUCCAAAAAGGAAGAAGUUACUGUAGAUGCCAGAGGAUGGGGACCUUUGCAGGACAGGGAGGGCUGUAACUGAGAAAAAAACAAAGGGUUGGGGUUUCUGAGGUACCCUGGGUAUUGGCUUUAUAAUGUCAUUAGUUGUAUAAGUUUUAAGCAUCUCUUUGAAUGCAUAUUAAAUUUUGAAAUGUUCGCAGCAUCUACAUCACUGGGUCAUUAAGUGGUAGGAUGAGAAAUGCUUAGGAAGCAUCCAACAGUGCCUGGCACGGAGGAAGUGCUCAGCUGCUAUCACCAUCAUCAUCAUUUCAUGCUGGCAGAAGGAGCUCCCUGUGGAGAUGAGAGCUGGGGGCUGGCUCCCUGGGUAAAAGAAGGUGGAGAGGGGCAUGUGUUCAGAAUAUGCAGAACAUUCUCUCAGCCCUGAGAAGGGUGUCCUGGUCCAUUCCCCAGAUGAGGGCACUGAGGCUUCAGAGAGGGUCACUACCCUGGGUGUCUCUGGGCGACUGAGGAGGGGCAGCUUCCCAGCUCCCGUUGACCAGGGAGGGCCAGGCAGUGGCCCCCUCCAGUUUGAUGAGCUCUGCCAUCACAGUGAAAACAGGCCUUCCCAGCCCCACAGGGCACCGGAAACCCAGCCUAAUUGGAUCCAGGACCCUCGGGAGCCUAGCUCCUCACAGGAAGUUCCCAGGAGCGAGUUUCCAAGGCUGGCCUGGCCUGGCUGGGGUCUUGGGGGUGAGGUAGGGGGCAGCAGCUGGGGUGCACGGAUCUGGGCUUCGCGGAGUUGGGCCACAUGGAAGGCAGAGGGGUCAUGGGAGGUACACUUUGAGCAUGGGAGCCUAGAGGAUCCUGGAAGAUGAGAAACCUCAGCUUCUCUCUUGGGCCAUCUCCUGCUUGUCCUCCCACAGGCCAUGCUUCUGUCCCCACAACAGCCUGCCCAACUAAAACCUUGACCACGGCCCUCCCCUGCUUACAGACCCCCCACAGCUGCCUACCGCCUUCUUCUGCCAGCGCCUCAGCCUGGAGCUCUGGCCCUUUAUAAACUGCCCCCUGCUACUGCUACCUUUCUUCCCCUGCAAGCUCCUGCCCUCUGCCCACACCAGACGAGCAUGCUUUCCUGCCUCUGGGUUUUGCAGGUGCAGCCCUCUUACCUGGUGAACCCUUACCUGGAGUCUUUCUCUUGAAAUCUCCCCUUCCCCCCAUCUGCAAGUCCCACCUUCUAGAAGUCUUUGUUUAUCUUUCAGUGAGUUGAGCUCACCACUCAUUGUCCCCAUCUCCUCCCGCAGGAGCUUGUUGCCUCUCCCUGGGCCGGGAGCCAUGUUUGAGAACCCUUUGCCACCCCAGGAAGCCUGGCAGUUUUCCAUGCCUUUGCACACGCCACCCCUCUGCUCGGAAAGCACUCCUGGCCAACUUCUCAGUCUCCAGGGCCCCCUGGGAAGUCCCUUCCUCUCAGUGAUGCGCUCUGUGAACAUUUAUUGAGUACCUAGUGUGGACUGGGGAAACCCUGGUUGCAUAGUGGUUAAGGGCUGCGGCUGCUAACCAAAAGGUCAGCAGUUUGAAUCCACCAGGCGCUCCUUGGAAACCCUAUGGGGCAGUUCUACUCUGCCCUUUAGGGUCGCUAUGAGUUGGAAUUGAUGCAACAGGUUUGGUUUUAUUUUGGUUUUUAGUGUGGAGUGGAGGGAGCCUUGGUGGCGCCGUGGUUAAGAGCUACAGCUGCUAACCAAAAGGGUGGCAGUUCAAAUCCACCAGGCACUCCGUGGAAACCCUAUGGGGCAGUUAUGAGUUGGAAUCAACUCGAAGGCAGUGGGUCAGUAGUAUGGAUUAAGCACUUGAGUAACCACUCUGUGGCAGGCACUUGACUCUGAGCUGCAGCGUGACCCUGUCCUCAUGGGUCACGACUCCCUGGGAGAUGGACCUGGAGGGAGUAUUUGGAGGCUCAGUGCAAAGGUGGGGUGGGGAGAAUGCAGGGGGCUGUGGGAGCAGGUAACAGGGAGGCCUCAUUCCUACUGGAAACUGAAAGUGACCUUUAAGCUGAGACCUGGUGGAAGAGCCGGGUGAGCUGUGGGGCCAGGUCAGGGUGAGGAGGUGUACCCAAGAACCAGAGCCAGGCCUUGCUCUCGGGGAGCUCACAGUUUUCUUGGAAGACUGGACUGACAAGUAGCGGCCAAUGCUAGGACAGUGGGAUCCGAGGGAGCUCCAUAGCCUUGGAGGGGGUGGUGAUGCGCGAGCUUAGUUGUGCUGAUUGAUGGGAACCCGGCAGCGGUCCAGCUGGGCCAUGUGGCCCGGGUGGUGGGCACAGCCUGUGCAAGGCGUGGUGGCAUGAGAGAGCAACCCACUUUGAUGGAGCUGCAGGUGCCAUAGUGGGGCUGGAUUGAGGGGUGCUGUGGAGACACAGGUGCUGGGAUGAAUGUGGCCGGCGGGGCACCCACCCUUAGCAAAGUUCCCUGGGUACCUUUGCUUGGGAGUUUUAACUGUAUCCCCAAAGUGAAGGGAACUCAAGUUGGAUUUUAAGUGGGGGAGUAAGUGACUGGGUCAGGCUUUCCCCUGGCCUGGUUUCCUCCUGUGAUACCAGCUAGCUGAACCCCCUAGAUGGAGUCCUUUCCUGACUCCACUCUUGGGUUGGACCUGGGAUGAGACUAGAGGCUUGCUGUGGGCCUUUGAGCAAGCCUCUGCCCUUCCCUGAGCCCCUCUGUCCUGGGUGAACCACUGGGGCCUGAGGCAGAAAUCCAUGUGGGCUGCUAGGGGUGGAGUGGGAAGGUGGGGAGCUUGGGGUCAGUGACUUACUAGGCCAAAGUUUGCUGAACCUUUAACUUUAUCAAAAACAUUCCUUAAGAAAGUCACCUAAUCACCCUGCAGAAAAAUCAGAGAAUAGGGAAAUGAAACACACAAGACCCCCAAGCCUGAAGCACCAACAGCUGUUAGCAUUUUGGUAUUUCCUUCCACUGUCCUCUCAGCACCCAGUUCUUAUGUAAAUAUCAUAGCUCAAAGGUCCCUAGGUGGCGCGAACGGUUUGUGCUCAACUGCUAACCUAAGGUUGGCAGUUUGAACCUAAGCAGCGGUACUGUGGAGGAAAAAACUGGCAAUCUGCUUUCGUUAAGAUUAUAGCCAAGAAUACCCUAUGGACCAGUUCUGCUCGGUAACACAUGGGGUUGCCAUGAGUCAGAAUCGACUCGACGACAGCUAACAACAACAUCGCUGCUCUAUCUAUACGUAUAGUUUUUAUCUUGCCUUUUCCUCCUGCUGCUGUAUCAGAGGUGUUUUCUAAAUGACUACAGGCUGGUUUUUAAUCCUUUUUAGUCCAUCUAGUGGGUGAGGGGCAUGGGUUCCGGAGCCUGACUGGGUUCAAAUCCCACACUUACUGCUUGACUCUGGGCAAGUUACCUAAUCUGUCUGUGCCUCAGUUCCUUCUAGGGUUGAUACCAAAAAAAAACAUAAAAGAAAAUAAAAACCAUUACUGUUGAGUCAAUUCCGAUUCGUAAUGACCCUAUAGGACAGAGUAGGACUGCCCCACGGGGUUUCCAAGGAGCAGCUGGUGGAUUCAAACUGCCAGCCUUUUGGUUAGCAGCCAAACUUUUAACCACUGAGCACCAGGGUUUCCUGUAGGGUUGAUAAGAGUAUUUAAUGAGUCAUUACCAUGUCAACAUUGGGCACCACUAACCAUUUGAUACUAUGUCACUGUGUAGGAUGAUCUACAGAGCCAUCUUCCCCAUUGUUUAAAAUUUUGGCCGUUCCAGGUUUUUGCUCUCGUAAAAAACUGCUGAAACAAAGCACAUAAAGCUUUGUGUGUAAAGCUUUUUCUACAUUUGGGUUAUUUCCAAGAAUGGGAUCCCUAGGCCAGAAGGUCUGAAAAUUUUUAGAGCUCUUCACACAUAUCGCUAGAUUGCUUUUAGAAAUGAUCGUUCCAGUUGACGUUCCCACCAGUAGUGCAUGAGAGUGCCCAUUUCACCAUAGCCUCACCAACACUGGGAAUUAUCAUUUUCUUUUUGCUGUUUUAACAGGUGAAGCUCAUUUAGUUUUCACUGCUAGGGAAGCUGAACCAUUUUCUGUUUAUUAACCGUUAACAUACUUUUUGGGUUUGCUAGUCUUUACCAUCACACACAGUUCUUGCUCAGAUCAAUUAGGAAGACAAAACUUAGAUACAGGAAAUGGGGAACAGGGUGACACAGGGGACAACAUGGUACAAGGGUGAGUGGAGUUGACUCAGAGGAGAGGGAGGGGGCUUUCCUCUAUCCAUACUAUGACAUUUUCAAUUCCUAGUAUUCAUUCAUUCAUUCAAACAUUUAUCAGGCACUGUGCAGGGCAUGGGCCCCUGGUGGCACUGUUGGUUAAGUGCUUGGCUGCUAAAGGAAAUGCUAUUCAAGUCCACCCAGAGGCACCUUGGAAGAAAUGCGUGGUGAUCUACUUCGUAAAAAUCAGGCAUUGGAAACCCUAUGGAGCGCAGUUGUACUCUUACACAGGUGGGGUUACCAUGCGUUGGGAUUGACUUGACAGUAACUGGUGGUGGUGGUGUGAGGCAGAAACAGCGAAUGACUCAGUCGUGACACCACCCUGACAGAACUCAUGUUAAGCAUAGAGACGGCUGAGAAAACAGACAGAAAGUGGAGUGAUGAAUGCUCUGAUGGUGGAAAUCAGGGUACAAAGGGAGCAGAGGAGAGAGGCACCCAGCACAGCCCAGGAGGUAGAGGUGGAGCAGUCCCAGAAGGCUCUCAGGAGAAAGUGGCCUGUAAGCUGGGGCCAGAGGGAUAAGAAGGAGUUAAUGAGGCAAAUGGGGGGGGGACAGAAGGCUCCUCCAGGAGAAGAGGAGAAGGCAGUAUGACAGAAGGUGAGGAAGUGAGAAGGGAAGUAGAGCAUUUGGGGAACUGGGAGACUCUUGGUUUGGCCAGGCACAAUGUGAGGCCAAAGAGGUCAGCAGGGACCAGACAUGCAAGUUCAGAGGAAUCCAGACCUUUUUCGUAGCGAAGUAGGGAGCUGUGGAAGAGUCUAAGCAGGGGAGGCUUGUGAUCUGAUUCACAUUUUACAGAGAGCACAGCGACUGCAGUAAGGGAGUGGAGUGGGUGCUGACAGAGGGAGUGGGGAAACCUGGGAGGAGGCUCUUGCAGUAGCUGAGGCCAAAGAUGAAGGGGACCUGGACUGAGUACCCUGUGGAAUCCUACCACCUUCAAAGUAGAGACUGAAUGUCACCUCCAGGCAGCCCUUCUUGAUACCCCCCAACCUCAGGUCACAGGUGCCUUGAGUGGGAGUGGGGGAGGGACUGUGCAGGGCCAUGGAAUCCUACCACCUUCAAAGUAGAGACUGAAUGUCACCUCCAGGCAGCCCUUCUUGACACCCCCAACCUCAGGUCAUAGGUGCCUUGAGUGGGAGUGGGGGAGGGACUGUGCAGGGCCUGGCAUUCUGCAGUCAAUUGAGUGCCUGCCAUCAGCUGACCCUGACCUGCUCCUCUGUGCCUCCCUGGACCCCUCCUGGGCUACUGAUCACUCUUUCUUUUUUAAGAAUAAAUUUAUUGUUUUCAUUACAAAAGCAACUGAAGGGCAUUACAGAGAAUUUGGAAAUCAGAGAAACAAAAGACAAAAAGCAGAUCAACCCCAGCCGCCUCCCCCAGCACUCCCAGCCUCCCUCCGGGCGUGGCUUCCUGCAGCUUUCUUUUUCUGACGCAGGUUUUUAUUUUUGCCUCCUUGUAAUCACAGUGUCUGGGCAGUUUUGGGUCCUGCUGUCUCCUGUCCGCUUUGUUGGGAGCUAGUUCCCAUGUGGCCGUGGGGUCUGGACAGAUCUCAUAUUUAGUAUCUGUGGGAUAGUCCAGGGUGUAAGUUGCUUGAUGGCACCCCUCUGCCUUGCAGUGGGCAAGCCUAGUCCCAUCCCAUCCUGGGCUGCGUGUCCUCUUUGUGUCCACUUGUCCAGGUCGAAACCUCCCCAGGCCACAGGACCUGGCACCUGUUGUCCCCCACCCCCAUCCCAGUGGAGCUUGCUGGGCUGGCCUUGGAGGCUACCCCUCCUGGGAGACAGACUUCGUUUCAAAUCCCGACUUGGCUCUUUGACCUCAGACAAGUUACUUAAAUUCUCUGGACCUCAGUUUCCUCAUCUGUACAAUGGGUCUAUUGUAACACUAAAAUUAUGGAUGUAAUUCUGUAAUUAUGUCCUCGUUCAUUAUAAGUGCUCAAGAAGAGGUAGUUGAUAUUAUUAUACUUUUUCAUUCUGCAAAGAGUUUCUGGGACCAUCUUGGGCUAGCUGCUGGAAAUCACAGGUGAGUGAGCACUAACCCCACCUGUGAUGAGCACAAAAUGUGGUGGAGAAGACACCCAGGAAAAUAGAUACUCUCACCAGAGUAUGACUGGCCCUGUAGUGCUCUAUCAGACAUGGGUGGUGUCCUGACUCCACCACUUGUUAGCUGUGUGACUUUGGGCAAGUUGGUCAACCUCUAUGAGCUGCAGUUUUCUCUUUUGUUAAAUGCAUAUCUCCCUGAGUCAUUGAAAAGAUUCACUGACAUGAUACAUAUGACAUACCUCAGUACAGUGCCUGGCACAUGGUAAAUGUUGAAAUCAAUGGUAGCUGCCAUUUUAUUAUUAUUAUUGUUAUUAUUAUUCCCAUAUACAAGGUGCUGUUGGGAACACAGAGGAAGUGACUGACUGGGGGUUCAGGGAAAGCUCCGUAGAAGAGGGAACACUUGAGCUGGGUCUUGAAGGAUGAGUAGAAGUUCACCAAGUGGGAAAGGACACUCUAGGAUGGCCGAGCCUCGAUUUAACAACCCGUACUUCUGGCCCCCUCCUCCCACCAUGCCCAGCCAGCUGGACAACCUGGUCCUGAUUAACAAGAUCAAGGAGCAGCUGAUGGCGGAGAAGAUCCGGCCACCGCACCUGCCGCCCACGUCGGCGUCGUCGCAGCAACCGCUGCUGGUGCCGCCGGCGCCCGCCGAGAGCAGCCAGGCCGUCAUGUCGCUGCCCAAGCUGCAGCAGGUGCCCGGGCUGCACCCGCAGGCUGUGCCGCAGCCCGACGUGGCGCUGCACGCGCGGCCAGCCACCAGCACCGUCACAGGUCUGGGGCUCUCCUCCAGGACCCCGGCCGUGAGCACGUCUGAGUCAAGCGCAGGCACGGGUACCAGCACCCCGUCCACACCCACCACCACCAGCCAGAGCCGCCUCAUCGCCUCGUCCCCCACCCUCAUCUCAGGGAUCACCAGCCCCCCCCUCCUGGACUCCAUCAAGACAAUCCAGGGCCACGGCCUGCUUGGCCCCCCCAAGUCCGAGCGCGGCCGCAAAAAGAUCAAGGCGGAGAACCCAGGGGGGCCUCCUGUCCUCGUCGUCCCCUAUCCCAUCCUGGCCUCGGGCGAGACUGCCAAGGAGGGCAAGACAUACAGGUGUAAGGUAUGCCCGCUGACCUUCUUCACCAAGUCCGAGAUGCAGAUUCACUCCAAGUCGCACACAGAGGCCAAGCCCCACAAGUGCCCGCACUGCUCCAAGUCCUUUGCCAAUGCCUCCUACCUGGCCCAGCACCUGCGAAUCCACCUGGGUGUCAAGCCCUAUCACUGCUCCUACUGUGAUAAGUCCUUCCGACAGCUCUCCCACCUCCAGCAGCACACCAGAAUCCACACAGGCGACAGACCCUACAAGUGCCCACAUCCUGGCUGUGAAAAGGCUUUCACUCAGCUCUCCAACCUCCAGUCUCACCAGCGCCAGCACAACAAGGACAAGCCCUACAAGUGUCCCAACUGCUACCGGGCCUACUCGGACUCCGCCUCCCUGCAGAUCCACCUGUCGGCCCAUGCCAUCAAGCACGCCAAGGCCUACUGCUGCAGCAUGUGUGGGCGGGCCUACACCUCGGAGACCUACCUGAUGAAGCACAUGUCCAAACACACGGUGGUGGAGCACCUGGUGAGUCAUCACUCACCCCAGAGGACGGAGUCCCCCGGCAUCCCAGUGCGGAUCUCUCUCAUCUGAGCCGACCGAGGCGCUGCCCCACCUGGUCCGGCCCGCUGGAAGACACAGACCCGGCAGCACCAGGCCCCAGCUCCCUCCAGGGGCCUCCAGGAACAGCCGACAGCCGAGAGCUCUCACAACCUUCCCGACCUUUCAGGCAGCCUGGGUGGUAGAAGCCCUACCCGGUCCGGCUCCGGGGCGGUCAGGCCAACCUCAAGAUUCUGGACUGUUUUGGUGGCAUCCAAAGACGAUCUCAGAGCACUUUGAAUCUCUCUGUUGAGUUUUCUUUUUUGUUCCCCACCCUUCACUUUCUUCACGGCCUUUUUUUUUUUUUAAGUUUUGGAAAUAACAAAAAAAAAGAUAUUUAUUGGCCAAGACGUUGGUGCUGCUAAGACCGAGAAAUUAAAAGAAUCGGACAGAUGGACACAGAGAACCAGAGGGCAGCGUGGGACCUUCUCCUGCCACAUGGCCUCAAGUCUUGAGGGAAGGCUCAGGCCUAUGUUUCUGGACUGCAUAGGGGAUCCCCAGGUGGGAGGGGGCAGGAAGAAGCUGGAGUGAGCUCCUCACCCCAGGUGCCCAGCUAGCACCUCUCCAGUUGUGCCCUGGGCAUUGCUGAGCAGAGGGAUGAAGCAACUACCAGA
Messenger RNA from Loxodonta africana (African savanna elephant), 15963 nucleotides. RefSeq names its product zinc finger protein 362 (gene ZNF362). The record is from RefSeq and is a predicted model, not a curated record. The coding region runs from base 14093 to 15343 and encodes 416 amino acids. The transcript is spliced from 8 exons. Gene Ontology annotation, molecular function: RNA polymerase II cis-regulatory region sequence-specific DNA binding; DNA-binding transcription factor activity, RNA polymerase II-specific. Gene Ontology annotation, biological process: regulation of transcription by RNA polymerase II. NCBI's taxonomy places the organism in Eukaryota, Metazoa, Chordata, Mammalia, Proboscidea, Elephantidae.